AUGGCGGCGGCAACGAUGGUUUCAUGCCGGCAGGAUAGAGAUAGUGAUUCAGCAGCAACGAACCGAGCAGAGGGGGGUUCUGUGACGAUGAUAGCUACGCUCAAGCUCCUCCGGCGGUGGCAACAACAACAUAACAAUGGCUCCAUCGUCGUUCUCCCUCAAGUGAAAAAGCGACCACAACUCUCCCAACGUUCACAAACCACUCGUCCGCUUCCAUGGCUUCUACUCCGAUCUUCAGCGACACCUCCAGUGGCACACAAUCAUCAUUGGCGGCAGGCGUUGUUGGGUGGCGUCAGGCAACGAGGAUGCAAGCGGCGGAGGAAAGAAGGUGAAGGAUGUGCGGCAGCCGGAAAUAGAGAUAGAGAGGGUGGCGACUGUAGCUUUCUUUUAAGGAUAGGGUUCCCUUACACUUAUAUACCCACCUCCAUUCACUAG
This is a messenger RNA of Lactuca saligna, 435 nucleotides long. Lineage: Eukaryota; Viridiplantae; Streptophyta; Magnoliopsida; Asterales; Asteraceae. The record is from the annotation of a GenBank genome assembly.